Epinephelus fuscoguttatus (brown-marbled grouper) is the source of this 3213-nucleotide messenger RNA. RefSeq lists its product as uncharacterized. The transcript is spliced from 10 exons. The coding region runs from base 81 to 1520 and encodes 479 amino acids. NCBI's taxonomy places the organism in Eukaryota, Metazoa, Chordata, Actinopteri, Perciformes, Serranidae. The record is from RefSeq and is a predicted model, not a curated record.
CCUCGCCUAGUUCAGUUGUCUGCACAGAGAAAAAAACACAACUCGAGCGUAGGAACAAAUUUAACGUCCCCUUCACAGGCAUGCUGUUGUUAUGUGUGACUGUUUCCUGCGUCUUGUUUGGUUUGUCUGCUGGUUUUAAGAAUGAAGAGGUGUGCUAUGGAAGAAAUUUUAGAAUACCAUCUUCUUAUACACCACCUAUUUUCUAUGGUCAGUUGUACCAUACUCCAAUUGGGAGACCCGAGAAACUAGUGAUGGAUAAUGGGGAGGCAAAGGAUCCACGCCUCAAAGUUUCCAGUACCUCAGUUGAGUUAACAGAUGUGACAGAAAGUGAUGAUGGAUAUUUUUCCAUCUCAGAUGGUAGUGAUACACUUCAAGAUGUCAUCAGACUGAUAAUUUUGGAAUGUGCUGAAACAGAAACAAAGUAUUACGGGGAAAUGUUCUCCUUUGACAUUCCUAGAGAGGCUGAAUCCCUGGAGUGUAAUUUCCUUACAUUUACAGGCCAGCCAAAGGUCCUGUGGAAUCGCUCUGACCGUGACAACAAUAAGGGAGACAGAGGGCAGGUGAAGGGUAAUGUCUGGGAGAUUAGGAGCGUCAGUCAGCGACACAUGGGCUCCUACAACUUCAGACGAAAAGACAAGACUGUACUGUCGAGGAUAAAGCUCAUAGUUAAAGAGCGCUUUAGAAGAUAUGAUACAUAUGUGAAUGAGCAGCUCCUCAUCAAAAAUCCUCUAGUUGACACCAUGUGGACUGUGACUUUUAAACGUGAAGGUGCAAUUCAUUCAAAAACCUUGAUGCAAGCAGGCCGUCUGGUUGAACAAGAUGACUGGGACUUCAAUUGGAAUUUUGCUGAGAGGAUUCAAGUGGUGCGUGACGGUAUAAACAUUGAUCCUGUGGAAAGCACAGACGCUGGUCUCUAUGAAUUCAGAGACCCGGAAGGUCACCUGGCCCAGUUGGUGGAUGUGGUGGUAUACAAUGAACGACCUCCUACCUUUAUUUAUGUUGGUAUUACUUUCGGGAUUAUAUUUGCGGUGAUUGUCAUCUGUUGCUGUGUGAGAAAGUUCUGUCGUGAACAGAGCUCUUCUAUAAAGGACGAGUCUGCUCCUCAGACUGUAGCUGCACCUGCACCUGCACCUGCACCUGCACCUGUACCUGUACCUGCACCUGCACGUGGACCUGCUGUGUAUUACCAUGAUUUGAAUCAACCUGGAGCCCCGACUUACACACUUCCACCUGGUUCAGAUUACUUUAAUCAGCCAUUGAAUUCUCUCAUCUCUACAGAACCUACAUCUACCUCACCUGAGCCACCGGUAUACAACCCAGUGGAUAUCCAUGUGAGCUCCCCUCAGCCUGAGGUUGCACCUCUAGGAGGGCAGGAAGCCGAUCCAGCUCCUUUACUCGGUGCUGAUUGUCUCUCGUUGGACCCUGAGCCAAAGUUUGAACUGAAAGGACUGCCCUCUGCCCCCCCUCUCAGUUUAGACUCCAGUUGUGUUUACAACUCAGAAAAACUCAACUUUCUGUAAACAGCACACAGAAAAUUCAAGCCAUGCAGUUGUGGAUUCAGCAUUUUACCUCGUGACUAGUGGGAACACAGCCAUUUGAGUCCAUGAUUGUAUUGUGUGAAAUUUGUUCCUGCAAACCUGUGAAGUCAUGGUGAUAGGUGCACAGGAAAAGGAUCCUGUAGACAAGACACAAUAUACCAUUCACACUAUACUGACAUGCAUGUGAUCAGACUUAUUGCAGUUUAGUUUCGUUUUUAGUUUAGUUUAGCUGAUAUGGAAAUCACAGCAGUAUUAGAAUUGUACAUUUAUGCACAAGGACCAGAUGAGCUGUGUUUAGUGUUUGUAGUGAACACUGUCCACAGGAUGCUUUUUGAAGGUUAAAAUAGUACAAAGAGAAGAAAAUACACUCACAAGCUCAUGCACGAAAUUACAUCAGCAAGUCUAUACAUAUAAAUACAGCCACAAAUACGCCCACACGAAAUACAUCCACACGCAGAGAGAACUACAUCCACACAAAAUACAGGUGUGUCUACAGGGUUGUUUCUUUCUUAGCCAUGAUUUAAUACCUCUAUUAAAGACAUUAAAACUGUGCUGCAUUUUCAGUUCAGUGGUAGACAGUUUCAUAGUUUUGCUCCUUUAACAGAAAAGACAGAUGGUCCAAAUGAGGCUCUGCAUAAUGCAGUGCAACAGUUAACGUUUGUUGAGGCCUUGUGUGUUGACGUUGUCUUUGACUUUGGCAUUUAAAAAGCUCAUGAAGCUUUCAAAGCUGAACAUCGUGUUGCUACCUCUUUUUUUAAUCCAUGAUUUUUAUUGUCUGUUUAUACAGUGAUAUGAUAGAAUUUAUAGUUGAUUGUGAGGCUUGUGACCAGGUAGUGAUCCAGUAUGAAAUGUGUGAGAAGUUUGGCUGUGCUAAGUGGGAGACAUGUUACAUUUGCUUUAACUUUUUUGCAGGUAUUACACACUUGUUUAUCAAAUCUUAGAUGUGAGUCUAAGAUGAUUCCCGAGUACUUGACACUGUCAACCUCACUGAUUACCUCUUUUUUUUCUUUUUUUUUUACACCAUGAAUCUUGAUUUUCAUGUGGGAUGUCCUCUUUCUUUUAAUAUAAAUACAAACACUAAUGUGGUAUGGUCAAAGAAGUCCGAGGCUCAGUAACUCUUGAUAACUCACAGCAGCAGAGGCUAGGAGUAAUACAGAGACAUAGAUUAAUUUAGGUUGAUUCCUACAAGUAAUAUAGGUUUUUUUUUUUUUCAGGUAAGGAAGAACAAAGCUCACUCACUGGAGCGCCAGAGCUUUUGUAGACUUAACGGUCAUGAUCAGGAUUUCUGUUUAAUAUGAAAUGUAAAUGUGUGUGCUAGAUUCAGGUUUUGUAUUGAAUGCAUAACUUUGCCUUUCUCCUGUUGCCACGGGUAUCGUAAGUAGGAGAGAUGAUGUUACAGUGAGGUCUGUAAGUGAGUCUUUGUAGCAGAUUUUAGAAAUUAAGGACUCAAACUGACCUCAACACUCAUGGAGAUCAAACCACUCCACUCCACGCAAUUUAAGCCACUGUUACCAGCUUAUAUAGUAUUUUUAUAUGGUUGUUUCUCAUGUGCCUUCAGUCUCUUAUAUCAAAGUGUCUGUGUAGUUUUUAUCAUUACAUUCUGAGAAAUUAUAUGUGGUAUUUUACUUUGUUUUAUGCUUUGUAAAUAUGAAAAUCAAAUAAAAAUGUAAUCGUU